AUGGCCACGGCGGCGGCGGCGGCGGCCCGCGGGGCUGGGGCGAGGGCGGCAGCAGCGGCCUUGCGGGGUGGCUGCGGGGCUGCGGCGCGCGGGCGGCCGCGUGCGGGCACCACCCGGCCCCUGUGCACUGCCCCCGGGGCCGCCUCGGACAUGAAGAGCUACCUGUGGGAGCGCUACCGGGAGGCGAAGCGGAGCACGGAGGAACUGGUUCCCUCAAUUAUGAGCAACUUGUUGAAUCCAGACGCCAUUUUCUCCAACAAUGAGAUGAGCCUGUCGGAUAUCGAAAUCUACGGCUUUGAUUAUGAUUACACCUUGGUGUUUUACUCGAAACACCUCCACACGCUGAUAUUUAAUGCUGCCCGGGACCUCCUCAUCAAUGAACACCGGUACCCCGCGGAGAUCCGGAAGUACGAGUACGACCCCGACUUCGCCAUCCGCGGGCUGCACUACGACGUCCAGCGGGCGAUCCUGAUGAAGAUCGAUGCUUUUCAUUACAUUCAGCUGGGGACUGUCUAUAGAGGCCUCAGUGUGGUCCCUGAUGAAGAAGUCAUUGAAAUGUACGAGGGGUCGCACGUGCCCUUGGAGCAGAUGAGUGACUUCUAUGGGAAGAGCUCGCACGGGAACACCAUGAAGCAGUUCAUGGACAUCUUCUCCCUGCCCGAGAUGACGCUCCUGUCGUGUGUGAACGAGCACUUCCUGAAGAACAACAUCGACUACGAGCCCGUCCACCUGUACAAAGACGUCAAGGACUCCAUCCGGGACGUGCACACCAAAGGGAUCAUGUACAGGGCCAUCGAAGCGGAUAUCGAAAAGUACAUCUGCUAUGCCGAGCAGACCCGCGCGGUGCUGGCCAAGCUGGCUGACCACGGCAAGAAGAUGUUCCUCAUCACCAACAGCCCCAGCAGCUUCGUGGACAAGGGCAUGCGGUACAUCGUGGGGAAGGACUGGAGGGACCUGUUUGAUGUGGUCAUAGUGCAGGCCGAGAAGCCCAACUUCUUCAAUGAUAAGCGGAGACCUUUCCGGAAGGUGAACGAGAAAGGCGUCUUACUGUGGGACAAGAUCCACAAGCUGCAGAAGGGCCAGAUCUACAAGCAGGGCAAUUUGUAUGAAUUCCUGAAGCUUACUGGCUGGAGAGGAUCCAGAGUGUUGUAUUUUGGAGAUCAUAUAUACAGUGAUUUGGCGGAUCUGACCCUGAAGCACGGCUGGCGGACCGGCGCCAUCAUCCCAGAGUUGAGAUCCGAGCUCAAGAUCAUGAACACCGAGCAGUACGUGCAGACCAUGACCUGGCUGCAGACCCUGACCGGCCUACUGGAGCAGAUGCAGGUGCACAGGGACGAGGAGUCGCGGCUGGUUCUGCAGGAGUGGAAGAAGGAGCGGAAAGAGAUGAGAGAAAUGACCAAGAAUUUCUUCAACGCGCAGUUUGGAAGCCUGUUCCGCACCGACCAGAACCCCACCUACUUCCUGCGGCGCCUGUCGCGGUUUGCCGACAUCUACAUGGCGUCCCUGAGCUGCCUCUUGAACUACGACGUCAGCCACACGUUCUACCCGCGGCGGACUCCGCUGCAGCACGAGCUGCCCGCCUGGUCCGACCUGCCAGCCGCCUGCAGGGCCCCGCUCCUGCACGAGGCCCAGGCCAAGUAACCACGCGCCCGCCCUGGGAAGAGCUGGAAGCAGCGUGGGCCCAGGCUGGGCGGGCGUGGCUGGACUGGUCUUGCCUGAGUCUGAGCGUUGCUUCCUGGAAAGAGGAGUAUGGCUUUUGACCUUGACUUCGUACCUUCCGGACUACCCUCUCCUGGUCUCGCAGGUCCCGCCUUCCUGCACUCCUGGGGUGGAGACUCUGGCCCCGCCUCCUUCGUUGACGGGGUGUGGGGGUGUGGGGGUGUGGGAAUGGCCAUCGGGCACCCCGUGCACCCGUGAACACAGCAGGGGGAGUGCGGACAUUGGUCAUGACCCUCCUGGAACCCUCCUGCGUGUUUGCAGGCGGUGCGGCGGGGCCCAGAGACAGCGCUGUGCGCAGACAGCCAAGGAGCCAUGCCCGCCGCCCUGCGCCACGGACGGCAGCCAGUUCCCACACCCACUGGCCCUAAGGUGUUGCUGCCCUGGUGUGUGGGGUCAGAGAGAACUCAGUGUCUCUGGAAGGACUUAACGUGAGAAAGAACUGGCACUCCUUGUCCUCAGCCGGCGCCUCCUGUGCAGGGACCGGACAGUGGUGCUGGACGUUGGGGGGGGGGGGGGGAGCAGCUGAGAGCCGUGGCAGAUCACUCUCGUCUCGCAGUCGGGGAACAGUUCUCUGUGAAACAAGGCUGCAAGGAGUGAGCGGGUGACAAGAGCCUGCACCCCCAUGAGAGGCCCCCCGGGGCGGGUCUCACCCGCACAGCCCAGCCGCAUGCCGGUCACCCACAGUCUGCGAAGCUGCCACUUUCUGCCUUGCUCCUGCCAAGUGUGUGAGGCUCUGGGAGCUGGGCUGGGUUUCCCUUGGCGGGAGAAGGUGCAGGACGUUGAAGCCAGUGGCUAGACCUGCUGUGGCGGACUGAGCGGUCCUUAUUGCUCAUGCACGUGGCAUCUGUGUGUGUGUGUGUGUGUGUUUUAAGGGAAGAGUCCUUUAUUGUGUCAGUAUCCUUCCACCUAGUUCCUGGGUCUCAGCGAGCUGUGGGAGUGUGUGCUGUUGUCACGGUGCUGUGGACAGGGUUGUAAUCGCAUCUGCUGGUUCGCACUUGUGUCCAGAGGAGCCUCGUCUAGAGCUGCUAGAGCCCAUUUCAAGCUUUUGCUGUAAUGUACGUGCUUUGGAGAGUGGCAGGGACCGAAGGAGGCUUGCGGAGAGUGUUUGCUUGUGGAGCCUUUGUGUUGUAACAAGCGCGUGGACCACAGGCCAGCGUGGCGGUCCCCAGGCUGCGCGCCAAGACUGGAGAGUCAGAGCAGCACAGCGGCAUUGCUGCGGCGCCCCUGGUUAACUGAGCUCCCCACGUGGCAUCUUGUGUAUUUCCCUGUAAGGAUGUAGGCGACCCUUUAGGCCCAGUUAGGUUCCUGCUUUUCUUGUGUUCCUAUGAAGCAGUACGGUGCAGCCGCCCAUUCGGUUUUUGGGACAGAGGAGGCGCUUUGUGUGUGGCUUGUUUGCUGCUGGGUGUUCCAGCCAUCGGAGUGUGUCAGGGGCUGGCAUUUCACACGUGGGGUGACACCCAUCACCGCGCAGUGUCAUGGCCCUAAGGUGCUCUUGGUGUGUCGUCUCUGCUUUGGAGAAGUGGGUAGUAUGUAGGUAUUGUUUAGAAAAUAGCUCCGAGUUUGCAUCUGAUCAGGUGUUCCUGUGGCGUCUGCCACGUGACGGUUGCCCGGUGUUCUGUUUACUCAAGAAUGAAGUGGAACUGGCUUGAAAACCUGCUUUCUGGUUUGGUGAUCUCGGCCUUGAGGAAGAAGACUUUUCCGGGUGUGAAUAAUGGCUUUUCCAGUGUACUCCCCUUUAGGAGCGCUUCAGUCUCUGGGCCACUCAGCUUGGCAGAACCUGAGAGCUGCCAGGUAGCAGGGGCCUGGCGUCUCCCCCCCACCCCCCCCCACCCCAUGGGGUGACAGUGCAGGGCCCAGCACAGCCGUCUGCCCGGUGAGGGCAGUGGCACCCCCAUGUCGUUGCUUGUUGUGGUCUGUGUGCAGUUGAAGACAUUUUCGUUUGCUGCUGUCAGGGCUCUCAGCUGGGACGUGUGCCACCACACUGGCCACUUGGUUCUUUCCGGGUGGUUUGUCGGUGUGCACAUGGAUGGAAGAGUGUUGGGAUAACAGCGUGAGUCUGUUUUCUACCAUUUAAAAAAACCAGUUUGUAAAAGCAAACAAUGCAAUUAGUUUGAACUUUUAAAACUUUAGUGUUUCUAACGUUGUUUAGACUGAUUUUAUAAGAAUUGCAUGAACACGAAUUGAGACUUUGCAGGCGGUACACACCAGCCACGAGCAGCCGCCAGUGUCUGACUCCCUUUGGAAGGGAGUUGCAGAACUAAUUUUCUCCAGAGUUCCUUUUAUGAUGAAACCUGAUUUUUAAAAUAUUUUAAGUGUUUAGGCUUAGAGCUCCUACUUUUCCUCCUAACAUCUCUCUCUCCCUCUCUCAAAUUUCUAUCUUUAUUAGUUCCAUGUGGCAUGUAACAUGUGCUACUGAUUUGUGCAGAUCUCUCAGACUAAAUUGUUAGUUGCCUUGUAUUCAUUGGCCCUCUUAAUUGUUUUAUUUAAAGAUUUUGCAUAUUUGUUUUAGAGGCAGAGUUACAGCCAGAGUUCUUCCACCCUCUGGUUCAUUCCCCAGAUAGCUGCAAUUGUCAGAACUGGGCUGAUCCAAAGCGAGGAGCCAGGAGCUUCUUCUGUGUCUCCCACGUGGGUGCAGGGGCUCAUGUACUUGGGCCAUCUUACACUGCCUUCCCAGGCCAUAGUAGAGAGCUGGAUCAGAAGAGGAGCUGCUGGGACUCAAACCUGCCACUCAGACAAAGGCUUAGCCCACUGUGCCACAGCGCCGGCCCCUGGCCCUCUUAAUUAUUGCAAAGGAGAAACAAAAAGCCAUCUUGCCUCCUACCUGAUUUAGCUUUGGGUGAACUAAAUGGCCUUUCCUCUCCCCUCCUCUUAAAAGGCCUGUUAAGCAGUGGUGAGGGUGCUAAAUAUUAGAACUGAACUCCACUCUGCCGAACACUCAUUGGCGGACAAAGACCCACUUGGGGCCCCUGUCCAGCAGGCUCCCGGACUGAAGCCGCACAGAUGUGGGGUCCUGUGACUGCUGUAGUCAGCUGCUAGAGAACGUGUGUUUUGUCCUCUUGCUAUUGAUUUCAUUUUGUACCUUUUUUUUUUGCCUUUGCAUUUGGGAGCUUAGGUCAAAGUUCAGCUGAGCUUUGACAUCACCAGUGGGUUAGGGAAAGGAGCAAAGUUCCUGCAAUGCGGUUCUCCCUCUAAGGGGCCACUUAGGAAGCCACAUGGGCCGUUGGCUGUUGCUGCUGCUCUAGGAGUGGCAUGGCUGUGCUCCAUCCCAGCGUGAUUGAUGGUGACAGCCCACGGGCUGCACUUGAUCUUGGGCUGCACUUCACCAGCCCCUGCCCUGCUGAGCUGUGCUGGUGGCACUGUCAAGAUUGCCUCGGUGACAGCAUGCAGGAGAGUGACCUCGUAGCUGGGAUGCAGGUAGUAGGAAGAAGUGCAUUAGGUAAGUGCGCCAUGUUCCCUUAGAGCCACUUUCUGGGCGUGUUUUCCCGGUGUGGCCAGCGGUGGCAUCCGGUGUCGCCGGCUCGUGUCCUCCUCUCUUUGUUGUGUGUGCUUGAGCCGCCGAGCUCCCGUUUGCACCAGUGGAUUAUACCUCCCGCCAUCUGCAGUUGUGUCCUGUGAUCAUGCUGGUUUGGGGAGCUCCUGGGAGGGCUGCUGGCUGGCCACUCACAGCCAGUGGCCUCUUUGGGAGCUUCCCCUGCAGAAGAGCCCUGACUGCUCCUUGGGGGGCAUCAAAGGCCUGGCCCCCCACCCUGCUCAGGACAAGCCUGGAGAGCUCUCGGGGCUCCAGCGCUCCCUGUGGGGUCCACUUGCAGCCCAGUGCCUCUGCCUCUCGGUCCUGCUUCCUUGCUUUCCCUCCCCUUGCCGGGAGGUGAUCCGAGCAGCGCUCCUGGGCAAGCCUUCGAGCACAGCUGCUCUGUCUCACAGGCUGCUCCCGGGGAACCUGGCCUGCGACACCUCCCUAGCAGGGCAGGCAUGGGCUCUGACUUGGGAGACUUGCCUGAUUGUCCUGUGGGGUGAUGGACUGUGCCUGUAUGGCAUCAAGUACGACACAUGCAAGCUAGGUAGAUGAACUAUUUAUUCUGAAUGUGAAUUUGCUAUUUAUUCUGAAUGUUUGUUUUUGUGUGUUAAGUGAUACUGAACUUAAUGCCAAUAAAAGUUUGCACUGCGUG
Lepus europaeus (European hare) is the source of this 5885-nucleotide messenger RNA. RefSeq names its product 5'-nucleotidase domain containing 3 (gene NT5DC3). NCBI's taxonomy places the organism in Eukaryota, Metazoa, Chordata, Mammalia, Lagomorpha, Leporidae. The record is from RefSeq and is a predicted model, not a curated record. Gene Ontology annotation, molecular function: 5'-nucleotidase activity. The transcript is spliced from 14 exons. The coding region runs from base 1 to 1641 and encodes 546 amino acids.